Daucus carota subsp. sativus is the source of this 1830-nucleotide messenger RNA. Its product is annotated as lysM domain receptor-like kinase 4. NCBI's taxonomy places the organism in Eukaryota, Viridiplantae, Streptophyta, Magnoliopsida, Apiales, Apiaceae. The record is from RefSeq and is a predicted model, not a curated record. The coding region runs from base 1 to 1830 and encodes 609 amino acids. Gene Ontology annotation, biological process: protein phosphorylation. Gene Ontology annotation, molecular function: ATP binding; protein kinase activity. The transcript has a single exon.
AUGAAUCAUUUUUCUUUUAAUUUGUUCAUGUUCUUUGCUACUUUAAUUUCAGGUGCAUAUGCCCAACAAAAUUACUCAGGUCCUUUGGUGUGGGACUGCAAUAACACUGACGAAGCAGGUCCUUCUCCGGCUUUUCUUUACACUUGUAAUGGUGAGAGGAAACCAUGCCGGGCCUUUUUGAUCUUCAGACCUCAACCUCCUUAUGCUUCGGUGGCCAACAUAUCCAUGCUCACUUCUUCAGACCCGUCAGAGCUUGCUCGCGUUAACAAUGUUUCCAUCUUUGCAGUCUUUAAACCAAACAUAGAAGUGAUUGUUCCUGUUACUUGUGCAUGUUCUGGUCAAUACUAUCAGGCCAACACCUCUUACACUGUGGCUCCAUUUGAUACCUAUUAUACAGUGUCUACGUAUAAUUAUCAGUCCUUGACGACUUGUGAUUCUGUAACGCGUCAAAAUCCUUACAAUGCAUUGGAGUUGAAGAUUGGCACUAAAUUGCUGAUACCACUUAGAUGUGCCUGUCCGACGAAAGAACAAAAAGUUGAUGGCACAAAUUUUCUUUUGACGUAUGGGGUUAUUGGCGAUGAAACUGUAUCACAAAUCAGUGACAGUUUCAAGGUAAAAAGUACAAGUGUAACUUAUGCAAAUGGGCUAUCUGAAGAAGCAUCAGUUCUUUAUGGGGCGACGACUAUAUUAAUUCCAUUGCAGAAAGAGCCUGCUGGCCCUCUAACAAGAAUCAAUUCUUCCUCUUCAAAGUCAAAGAAGGGAGUUUUCAUUGGAAUUGCAGGUGGUAUUUCAUUCGCGGCUUUCUGUCUUGUUUUGUUUCUAUGCUAUACGCGCAAACAUGAAGUAGAUGAUUAUAAAAAGCAGAGAUGGGAAUUACCACGAGAUCUUUUAGCAGGUGUUGCUCAUCAUGUUGACCAGAAUUGCUUAAAAGUUUUUGAUUUUGAUGAAUUAGAGGAGGCCACGGAGAAUUUUAGUCCUGAGAACAAAUUGGGGACUUCUGUUUAUCACGGGGUUCUUCGUGGGAAGAUGUUAGCCGUUAAAAGGAUGAGCAGAGAUAUAUCUAGAGAGGUUCACAUUCUCAAAAGGAUCAAUCACUUUAACUUGAUUGCACUAUAUGGGGCCUGUGAGCAUGGUAAUAUGUUGUAUCUUGUUUAUGAGCUUAUGGAAAAUGGUUGCUUGAAAGAAUGGCUCAGAAAAAAGAGCAGCCCAAAGAUUCAUAGUUGGAAUUGCAGGAUUAGUAUUGCUUUGGAUGUAGCCAAUGGACUCUUGUAUCUGCAUAAUUUCACCAGUCCAGCAUAUGUGCAUAAGGACAUCAAUAGUAGCAAUAUAUUACUCAACAGAGAUCUAAGAGCCAAGAUUGCUAACUUCAGCUUAGCAAGAUCAGCCGACAUAGGGGAAAAUGGAAACUCCUCCAUUAAAUUUUCUAUGGAAACAAAAGGCUACAAGGCACCUGAAUACUUAGAAGCUAACAAAGUGUCACCUAAGGUGGAUAUUUAUGCAUUCGGGGUUGUUCUGCUGGAACUAAUUACAGGUAGAGAAGUUGUUUUGAAGCAGGAUGGAGAAGAGGUUUUGCUGUCUGAAAAAGUACUAGCAAUUAUGAAUGAAAAAGAUAAUGAAACUAAGCUUCAAGAACUCGUAGACCCCUGUCUGCAGAUGAAGCAUCCACUUGGUUACAUUAUUGAUCAAACUGAUUUGACUCUGCGGAUGAUAAAUUUAAGCGUCGCCUGUUUACAAGUAGAGCCAUCGAGGAGAUUAACUGCAUCUGAAGUGGUUUCAACUCUGCUGAAGAUCCAGAUGGAUGCUCUGAGGCCAGAAUUUUUAUCCAUGUAG